Messenger RNA from Caenorhabditis elegans, 1712 nucleotides. It is a transcript of the gene ugt-29, whose product is annotated as glucuronosyltransferase. Lineage: Eukaryota; Metazoa; Nematoda; Chromadorea; Rhabditida; Rhabditidae. The transcript has 6 exons. The record is from RefSeq and is marked reviewed. Bases 17 to 1627 code for a protein of 536 amino acids. Gene Ontology annotation, cellular component: membrane. Gene Ontology annotation, molecular function: glucuronosyltransferase activity; UDP-glycosyltransferase activity.
AUUGUCUAACUUCACAAUGCUACUCAAUUCUUUGAUAUUCACUUUACUUUUCUGUUCGUCAAGCUCUCUGAAUAUUCUUGUCUACUCUCCUGCAUAUGCUGCCAGUCACAGUAAUUUUUUGGGCAAACUGGCGGACACAUUGACGGAACGAGGACAUAAUGUGACCUACUUAAUGCCGGUAAUGGACCCUGGAAAGCGAGACGAAUGUAUCGGAGUCAAAUUAACGAAAGAUCUGGUUAUUGUGGAAGCCGAUGAAGAAAUGAUGUCGCGUGAAGAGGGAGUUACGCUGGAUGAGGAGAUUAUGGAACUUUAUUGGAAAUCUGAAAUGGAUUCUUCUAAUUCUAGAGAUAUGUUCUCGUUUUUCAACAAUGCCAUGAAAGCUGCAUGCCGUAAUUUUCUCAAGCGACGGGACAUUUUCGAACAAAUGAAAUCGCGUAACUUUGAUGUAGCAAUUGUCGAGCCCCUUUCAGUCUGUGGGCUUGGAUUCGUGAAGGCUCUCGGAAUUGAAAAGACAAUUUUGGCUUCAUCCUGUACUUUUUACGAUUCAAUUAUGGAUUAUAUUGGAGAACCAUUGGAUUUUAGUUAUGUUCCUGCGUUAUUCAGUGUGACUGGAGACGUGAUGACUAUGUCGGAACGAUAUGAGAAUUGGAUGGUGACUAAGGAAAUCAACAUUGGUAUUCAUGAAAAGUUCGAUGACGAAAUGAAAAGCUAUCGUGAAUUUCUCGGGCAAGAUCUUCCAGAUUGGCGGGAACUUCUCUCAACCGCGUCAAUUUUCUUUAUCAACUCAAAUCCAUUUUUUGAUUUUCCACGUCCAGUUCUACAAAAAACUGUUCCAAUUGGUGGAAUAUCAGUUAACUUGAAGUGGAUCAAAGAGCAAAAACUAACUAAAGACUGGGAGGAAGUCUUGGAAAUGAGAAAGAAAACUGUUUUAAUCUCAUUUGGAUCACUGGUAAAAUCGGCAUAUAUGCCAAAGAAAUGGAGAAACGGCCUGCUCGAUGUGAUCAAAUCAAUGCCAGAUGUCACAUUUAUCUGGAAAUAUGAAACCGACGAUGUCUCAUUUGCUGAUGGAGUUUCAAAUAUUCACUUUUCAAAAUGGGUACCCCAAACAGCUCUUCUCAAUGAUCCCCGACUAUCAGUAUUCGUGACUCAUGGAGGACUUGGUAGCACAAUGGAAUUGGCCUACAGUGGAAAACCGGCAGUUGUCAUUCCAGUGUUCGCCGAUCAAAUUCGAAAUGCCAACAUGAUUGCUAGACAUAGAGGUGUUAUUUAUCUGCAUAAAAACUCUAUGGAAAAUGUGAAAGUUACUCGGAAAGCAUUCACCGAUGUUCUUUUUGAUGACAGUUAUCAGAAAAAUGCAGAAAAACUGGCGAAUAUUCUGAUGAAUCAACCAUAUAGUCCAAAGGAAAAUGUGAUUAAGUACACUGAAUUUCUGGGAGAACAUGGCCCAUUCCCCAAUAUGGAUCCACACGGUCGUCAUCUCAAUUACUUCCAGAAAACAUUCCUGGAUAUUUAUACCCUUUUCGCAUUAUUUUACAUUUUUGUUAGUACAAUUAUUAUAGUUACUAUCAGAUUUGUUUAUAAGUUCACCAGGAAACAUUUUAUUUUGGUGAAAUCUAAAGAAAACUGAAUAGGACUGGAAUUGCUUGUCUUUCAUUGUUUUCUUGUUUAGUAUAUUCGAUUUGGGGAUCUCUGAAUAAAAUUCUUUGAAUUUC